This is a messenger RNA of Mucor mucedo, 1227 nucleotides long. Its product is annotated as amino acid permease-domain-containing protein. The annotation marks the transcript as partial. Gene Ontology annotation, molecular function: L-amino acid transmembrane transporter activity. Gene Ontology annotation, biological process: amino acid transmembrane transport. The record is from RefSeq and is a predicted model, not a curated record. The transcript is spliced from 11 exons. Lineage: Eukaryota; Fungi; Mucoromycota; Mucoromycetes; Mucorales; Mucoraceae. Gene Ontology annotation, cellular component: membrane.
GACCAGAGAUUAGAACGAAAGAUUGGCUGGAUUCAAGGUGCCAUGGUCAAUGUAAGCUACAUCAUCGGUGCAGGUAUUUUUGUAGGCCCAGCACUUACAUUACAACUUGUUGGAUCAGGCGGCAUGAACUUGAUUAUUUGGUUUAUCGGUGCAUUGGUUGCAUUCUCUGGAACUUUUACAUUUAUGGAACUAGGCACCAUGUGGCGGAGAAGUUGGUUAUCUAGAAUACUGUUACCGAAAGCCCAAAUAUCUUUUAGCUUAUCUUUUCACAUAUUGGAGUUUGAUGAAUCGAUCCAGUGGUGUCGCAUCACAAGUUUUAAGUGCUUCUCUUCUGACCCUUGUAAACAUCUUGUCUACAAAGACCACUAUGAAAAUGAUGGGACCAUACCCUCCGAUGUAGAUGCAGGAUUAAAUUUAUCGUUUUAUGGUACCUCAACAACAGUUGGCCCUUAUGCAUCUGCAUUGUACUAUGUCAUGAAUAGUUAUAGUGGAUGGCAUAACUUGAAUUACAUUCUCGAUGAGGAUCCCAUUAGAAAUUUACCAAAAGCUUCUGCCGCCGCAAUGCUGACUACAGCCGCGUUAUAUAUUCUCACCAACAUGGCUUAUUUGAUUGUUUUGCCACUUGAUACCAUGAAGAACUCCGAAUUUAUUGUGGCCGCUGCAUUUUUCACAAAGUCAUUGGGACAAAAUUUUGCUUCCAACGUUUUACCAAUUUUUAUUGGUCUUAGUGCAUUUGGCUGUGGUGCUGCUAUCAACUUUUCAGCCGGAAGAGUCAUUAUGGAAGUGGCAAGACAAGGUUUGUUGCCGUAUGGUCAUGUGUUUGGAAAGGUGAAUCCCAAGAUUGGUAGUCCUGUAAAUGCCUAUCUUUUACAAUACGUACUUUCAAUCAUAUUUAUUCUUGUACCUCCACCCGGCGCUGUCUAUCAAUUUAUCGUAGCAUUUGCUGCUUAUCCUGUCUAUGUUUUCUACUUUUUAAUGGCAUUAGCAGUCUUGAUUCUAAGAAAACGGGAGCCUUUCAGCAAACGACCUAUUUCGGCUCCAUUAGUUCCAUACGUGUCUGCCAUUUUCUCCAUGCUGCUUUGUACUUGUUUCUGGUAUUAUCAAGUUGUUUUGAACAACUCACCCGGUAAAUCGUACAAUGAGUCCAUUCGAAACCAAGGCCAUGCAGCUAUUGAACAAGAGAUUUAUGGUGAGUAUGCCUCAGUUCCUACAGAUGAUGCAUCAUAG